AUGAUCAACACGUACAAGGAUAUCCCUACGCGCCCGGAACAGGUUGGGUACGCUGUGGGCGAUGAAGUGUACGUAACAAAGGGCGAAAAGAAGGGUAUCACCUCCAAGAUUGUCUCCAUCGACUACAAAACCAAGUCUUUCAUCCUAGCCGAGGGGCCUACACAGAAGGUGCUCGUGCCGCCAUCAAUGGUACCACCGGGUCACAACUCCAGACUCAUCGAGUACCCGUUGAGAAUGACUGAAAAAGAAAUCCAGCUCGUCGGGACCUUCUACAAGGACGGCAAGGUUGCCAACAAGUUCAUCGCGGCACAGGUCGAGUACCAGGGUGCCGAGUGGAGCGACGAGUACAACCGCAUGAUGCCCCACAGAGUCGUUAAGGGCCACCGAAAGACCAUCCGCAUUCCAUGGCCCGCCCCAGAGCCGUUCAAAGACUCCGUCAUGUGCACCCCUGCCGAGACUGUGUUGAAAACCACCUACCAGUUGGACUCGCUUGUCGAGUCGCCAAUCCCGGCAGACGCACUCCCAACCAUCAGAAACCCGCACUCCAAGUUCAGAAAAAACAACUUGACCGAAAAGGACAUCUGGAAGUUGACUCCGCCAAAGAUGCCAUUGUCCGAGACGAAGAAAGCCGCGCUUGCCGAGAGAGCCGCGUUUAAGGCCAAGGGCUGGACUGCCUUGACCCCAGAGAUGAAGGACUUUAUCGGGGAGAGAGUCGCCAAGCAUGUCAAUGAGGUGUCAGAUGUGCAGGUCAAGGAGCACUUGAACUCGCUUAUGCGUGAUGUGAAGAACGUGGAUUAA
Messenger RNA from Babjeviella inositovora NRRL Y-12698, 798 nucleotides. It is a transcript of the gene MRPL40, whose product is annotated as mitochondrial 54S ribosomal protein YmL40. The transcript has a single exon. The coding region runs from base 1 to 798 and encodes 265 amino acids. NCBI's taxonomy places the organism in Eukaryota, Fungi, Ascomycota, Pichiomycetes, Serinales. The record is from RefSeq and is a predicted model, not a curated record.